Molecule: messenger RNA, 654 nt
Organism: Cannabis sativa
Lineage: Eukaryota; Viridiplantae; Streptophyta; Magnoliopsida; Rosales; Cannabaceae
Exons: 3
Coding region: 1-654 (217 amino acids)
Source: RefSeq, a predicted model, not a curated record
AUGGAUGAAAACAACAACAUUUUCAUAUUGGCAUUCGGAAUAGGGGACUCAGAAAAUGAUGACUCUUGGGAUUGGUUUUUCAACAAAAUAAGAGAAACAUUUGGUGAUAGAGAAGGAUUAACAAUAAUAUCAGACAGACAUAAAAGUAUUGAAAAAACAGUGAAGAAUGUUUACCCAAACCACUUUCAUGGAGCUUGCAUAUUCCACUUGCUUAGCAACAUCAAAUCAAACUUUGGUGGACAUGGAGAUGAGCUCACUAUAAACUUUGUGAAAGCUACCAAAACAUACAGGGUCAGCUCAUUUGAGCAUUACAUGUCAGAAAUAGACAAAAUUGACAUUCGCAUAAGACCUUACUUGGAAAAUAUAGGACAUCAUAUUUGGACUAGAAGCCACUGCCCAACAAGGAGGUACAUUAUGAUGACUUCAAACAUAGCAGAGUCAAUCAAUUCUGAAAUCACAGCUGCAAGAUCGGUGCCAAUUGCAUUAAUGAUUGAAUGUCUAAGAAGUUUAGUUCAAAAAUGGGUGUGGAAGAAUGGAAACGAAGCUAAUGGAAUAUUCACAGAAGUAUCUGUUGAAGCUGAAACAGUACUUAGAGAUAAUCUUGUUAAGGGAAUGAAGUACCAGGUUGAAGCAAUAACUACUAUACUAUACUAA